GCAAAGAACAGAACAUCUCUCUCUCAAUACUCUCAGCCUCGUACGGUCUUCUCAUUAAUCAAUCAUACGACAAUGUCUUCGAAAACUCCCACCACCUUUUACCUAAUAGCUUGCUCCUUUCUUCUGUUCCAAGCUGUUCUUGGAGCAGAUCCUCUCUUCCACUUCUGCUCGAGUUCGUCCGGGAACUUCACCCACAGCAGCCCUUACGAGGCGAACUUGAACAAGCUCACUAGCUUCCUCUACCUCAAGACCCCUCCGUCGGGCUUCGGUCUCGGCUCUAUCGGACAGUACCCGGACCAGGCUUAUGGUCUUGCCCUGUGUCGGGGCGACGUCUCGGCAUCCAACUGCAAGUCGUGUGUGGCUGAUGCAAGCUCUGAGAUCCGUAAACUGUGCCCCCUAAACAAAGGCGCUGUCAUAUGGUACGAUAACUGUCUCUUUAAAUACUUUGAUGAGGACUUCUUUGGUAAGAUCGACGCCCAGAACACAUUCUACAUGUGGAAUCUGAACAAGGUGAACAAUUCCGUGGAGUUCAACCAGAAAACAGAGGAGUUCUUGACUCAGCUGACAGAUGAAGCCUAUCAGACCACAAAACUGUAUGCGACCGGAGAGUCGGAGCUUAACAAGUCGACCAAGCUGUACGGCUUGGUCCAGUGCACGAGGGACUUGUCCUCGAGCGACUGCAAGAAGUGCCUUGAUGAUGCAAUUGGUCAGCUCCCAAGCUGCUGUGAUGGGAAACAGGGAGGGAGAGUUGUUAGUGGAAGUUGUAACUUCAGAUAUGAGAUCUAUCCAUUUGUGAAUAAUCAAAACCACCUUCUACAAUCUUUAAUUAAGAAUGUAAACGCUGAUCGAUCAGCUACAUUAGCAGCUGCAAAGUGUCCAUUCCAAUACCAUCUUAUGAUCUUCACCCAUGUGAUUGAACGUGACAUGUUCUUCUCCAAACCAAUCCCUCUAUUCCUUCUAUCGAUUUCUCUUCUAUGUUCCUGCACUGUCGGGACCGAUGAUCCGCUCUAUCACAUCUGCUUUAGCCCGGAAAAUUUCACUUCCUCUAGCCCUUACAGGAACAACCUCAACGAUCUCCUAGGCAUCCUCUCCACCAAGGUUCCGCCAACAGGUUUCGGCACUGGAUCAAGCGGUUCGGGACAGGAUGUUGUCUAUGGUCUUGGCCUGUGCCGGGGAGAUGUUAAGAGCGAUGACUGCAAGACAUGUGUUGUCGAUGCAGGGCAGGAGCUCCAGGCAAGAUGCCCCACCAGCAAAGGCGCAAUCAUAUGGUAUGAUAACUGCCUCCUGAAGUACUCAGACAAGAACUUCUUCGGGAAGAUUGAUAACAAGAACAAGUUCCAUCUGCUCAACGUACAGGAUGUGGACAUAGACUUCAUGGAGUUCUACCAGAAGAUCAAGGACUUGCUUGGGGUUUUGGCCGAGAAGGCUUCUGGGACCCCAAUACUGUAUGCUUCUGGGGACGAGAAACUAAAUAAGACGUCGAGGCAGACGCUGUUCGGGUUGGCCCAGUGCACUAGGGACUUGACUGCUGCCGAUUGCAAGACAUGCCUUGACCAUGCUAUCAGCGACUUGCCUAGCUGUUGCUAUGGCAAGAGAGGAGGCAGAACUGUGGGCGCAAGCUGUAACGUUAGAUAUGAACUUUACCCCUUUGUUAACGUCUGAGUUCAAUAUGUCCUAUGAUUGGAUAUAGUAUGAGCUAGCACGUAUUUACGUUGUUAUUUAGGUUCUCUGGACUUUUAUCCUCUAGGCUCUGGAGAUUAAUUAAUAAAGGCCAAAGUGUACCAAUAACAAAUACUUCGAUAUAUGCCAUUGUGACCAUCUCAAUACGA
Molecule: messenger RNA, 1829 nt
Organism: Punica granatum (pomegranate)
Lineage: Eukaryota; Viridiplantae; Streptophyta; Magnoliopsida; Myrtales; Lythraceae
Source: RefSeq, a predicted model, not a curated record